This is a messenger RNA of Owenia fusiformis, 837 nucleotides long. The record is from the annotation of a GenBank genome assembly. NCBI's taxonomy places the organism in Eukaryota, Metazoa, Annelida, Polychaeta, Sabellida, Oweniidae.
AUGGCGUCGUUUUUAAUGGGAAGAAGGGCGAUCUUAUCACUUGGAGGUGCUGGGUCAUUAGGAUAUCUUGCAUAUCGUGCCGACAAAGAGAGUGUACAAGCGCGCCUAGGAACGACUAAUAUCCAUUUGAAGUACCCAGCUUCUGCAAAUUUCCCUGAACUCAGCCAACACGACAACACAAUGGCAAAAUGUCUUACCCCUGCCAUUUAUGCUAAAUUGAGGGAUAAGGCUACUCCUAAUGGUUGGACUCUCGAUCAAUGUAUUCAAACAGGUGUUGACAAUCCUGUUCAUCCCUUCAUUAAAACCGUUGGAAUUGUUGCUGGUGACGAAGAAUCAUACGAUACAUUUGUGGAUCUUUUCGACCCAAUCAUCGAAGAUCGACAUGGUGGAUACACGAAAGAUCAAAUUCACCCUACAGAUCUCGACGCAUCGAAAAUACGUGGAGGCAAUUUUGAUGAAAAGUACGUCUUGUCAUCACGUGUACGUACGGGUCGUUGUAUACGAGGUCUGAGCCUUCCACCUGCUAUUUCAAGAGCUGAAAGACGUGAGGUCGAACGAGUUUGCAUCGAUGCACUCGGUUCUCUAGAUGGACAAUUUAAAGGUCAAUAUCAUUCCCUUAGCAAUAUGACCGACGAGGAGCAAGAAAAGUUGAUCAAUGACCAUUUCCUCUUUGAUAAACCAGUGUCUCCGUUGCUCACGUGUGCAGGUAUGGCAAGGGAUUGGCCCGAUGGUCGUGGUAUUUGGCAUAACGCAAACAAAAAUUUCUUUGUAUGGGUAAACGAAGAGGACCAUACGCGUGUUAUCUCUAUGGAAAAGGGAGGAAACAUGCGUCCCUAA